Molecule: messenger RNA, 1890 nt
Organism: Lasiodiplodia theobromae
Lineage: Eukaryota; Fungi; Ascomycota; Dothideomycetes; Botryosphaeriales; Botryosphaeriaceae
Exons: 4
Coding region: 1-1890 (629 amino acids)
Biological process (GO): regulation of DNA-templated transcription
Molecular function (GO): zinc ion binding; DNA-binding transcription factor activity, RNA polymerase II-specific
Source: RefSeq, a predicted model, not a curated record
AUGGGGGACAAUUCAUCGGCACAGCUCGAUUGGUCGCUCAACGAUUUCCCUCCCAUCCUUGAGAAUUGCUUUCAGCUUCAGGACAAUACCAGUCAGCUACGCACAUUCGAUUUUGAUGAUGCCACACUUGGUAGCGAUGAAAUAUCGACGGAGAGCCUCAUCGUGCCUCGAAUUGAUCCGCCGAUGGUGACCCUCCAACCUCAAUUUGAAGAAAAUGCGAACAACAUUGUUCCGAGUGGAGGCUUCGAUGAAAGCCAGCUUUCCGAUCCACAAUCGUCGCCUAUCUCCAGUGGACAAGACUUCCGUUUCGAUGAAUGGGUCAACCUGACGCCAUUUGGCACGCCCAGUGGCACACCAGGAGAGAACCUAUCCACUCAUUUGUCUGUCACAUCGGAAGGCACUUCUCCCUGGUACAUGUUAUCCCCCCAGGGAAGCCAGAGUGCAUCGUUGUCAACUGGGGGUAGCGAAGGGAACACUCCGAAUAGUUUUGUCCAUAUUUCACGUCCCCAGUCUGUACACGAAGCCUCUGAUACGAGCUCACCUGCAUCCCAUGAGCAAAGAGUCGUGUCGGAAUCAAGAGUCACACGCAUCGUCCCAAAGCCGAUCUUUCACAAUCCGGAUGUUUCCGCUCCUCCAGUAUCGCACAAACAGAGUGGAUCUUCGCAACCGCUUAUUCGCCAGGAUUGGGAGCGUAAGGCAUCAGCAGUAAAACGCAAGAAAGAGGAAAAGGCCGAAGAGUCCCGUGAAGAUGCAAAACGAGUCAGGAAAAUCGGAGCCUGCGUUAGAUGCCACAUGUACAAGUUCAAGUGUGAUGAGGGCAAUCCCUGCCAGAGAUGCUGCCGCGACGAGACAACUCACCGUCUCUUCUUCCAGCCGUGCUCACGGCAGGAAAUACUUGAUGCUAUUUUGGUCCGUCAUGGAAACGGAAAGUUCGGCCAGGAAAGAGUCUCCUUUCGAAAGUAUUAUUGGAUCAACUUGAGGUCAAGGCCGAGGACAAUCGAGAUAUACUGGACCCUCCCUGGCAAGAUCUCGCAAUCGAUGCAAGACUUGACAUUAAGUGUGCCCUGCCAUGAGUUCAUCUUAUCAAACGACGACAUAACGGCAGAGAAUUGGCAGGUCGGCGGCAAGGUUAUUACUGUUGACCUACCCCGCUUUGCCUGUGCAGAUAAUAGUAAACUCGCAAAGAUUGUCGAGGAGAUGGUUGAAAAGAACCGUGCAGCCGUGGAAGAGAAAUUGAAGGAGAGUAUCACCGACCCACUCGCUCGAGUAACAUUCGAUGAAGCGCACCGAUAUGCACACGAGCACAAUAGCGAGAUGAUCAAACUGGCAUUACGUAUCCGUUCGACGGCAGCGUUUUGCCAGGGCUGGGGUAGUAUAACUGGGCCCGAAACUCUAGGCACGCCGGAGGUCGAUAACGCUGAGGAAGGCUACUGUGGCACCCGGCCAAUCUCGCCCGCACUCUGCCAUCAGCUGGAUGUUGUAUUUCUUAGGAUGAUGGAACGUGACGAACAGAGGCUGGUCAAGGAGUUGAAGAAGGCUAUUUUCCGCAAGAAUCCCAAGCCGUGGUACGAAAUCUUCCUGACCUAUUUCGUCAUUAUGUGGCAUUUGAAAUACAUUCAUGGGCAAGCUGUGGGAUUCAUGAAGUCCCAAGAACAGACAAAUACAGAAGUGAAAGUCAGCUUCGUUGUCAGAUCAAUGGUUCACGAAUGGGAGAAUUCGGCGGGAAAUAUGCUCUACCACUUCCGCUACGUCCUUCGUGCCUUCCUCCCGUUUCAGAAAGAAAAUAUGGCCGAUGUCAAGAAGCUGGGCAGCCUAGACGGCCAUGGUGUUUCGUAUUUGGAAAGAGCAGUGAGAUUGCUAGAGAAAAAAGGUAAUGAUAUUCCAAUCUAG